AUGGAGAGUUAUUCCAUCGAUCUCGCAUUAUUCUUUCUUCUUCUCGUGUGUGCCUCCCUGUGUCUGGUCGACAUGCUGUCUCGCUAUCUGCUCGAUUUGGCCCUGCUCACAGCUCCCGUGGCUGCGAGCUUGUCAGCCGUAGACACCUUCUAUCCUUCUGGUCUCUCUGAUGUUUCCUGGAUUACCAAUGCUUCCCUCGGCAGCUACGGGGGUAUCUAUGAAGCCCCUGCAGACGAGCCAAGCCCUCCGCCAUCCCCCUAUGGUGUCUACGAUUACUGUACGAUGCCUCACCCGCGUGUAGAGGAGUACAAACUGCCAGCCGUGGUCGAAAACGGGUCAGUCGAAGCUCGGCUGGUGUAUCUCGAGUACCUUCAGCGCCACCAGAGACGGACCCCGUAUAACAUCCUCCCAGGUGGUGAAUUGAAAGAGUUCCGCUGUGACAACAUCCUACCCUAUCUCUAUGCCGGCCCAGCAAGCGGCCAAGUGCCGCUUCAGAUCUACGCAAAAACUUACACCGAUUCCUCCAACCCAUUCGCAAUGGAGUCAGUGCAAGGAACUUGCCAGUACCCCCAGCUAACGGUCGGUGGUCUGCUGGAUGGCUACCAGCACGGUCGUGAUAUCAGGGCCCUUUACGGAGACAAACUGGGUCUCCUCCCCUCGUACCCUGAUGAACGCAAGGUGUGGUUUCGCUCCAGCUCAUCACCCUUGACCCAAGACUCCGCAGGAGGGGUGCUCCGUGGAAUAUGGCCUUUCCAUUAUGGCGCGAUUCCACUGCACCAGCAAGCAGCAUCAGUUGAUACCGUCAACGGAGGAUAUUCCUGUCCUGCGCAGUCUACCGUUCUGAGUGCCAUUGAGUCAAGUGACAAAUGGAAGGAGCAUAUGUCCGCUACACAGCCACUGCGCGAUACUCUGGCGACUAUGUUCGAUGCGAACACGAAUAACUGGAUGUCCACGUUUGACCACUUUGCGGAUAAUUUCCAGGCGCGACUAUGCAACGGGUACGAAUUGCCUUGCAGCCGCAGUGAUCGAUCGCAGUGCGUCACUCAAGCCCAGGCCGAUGAAGUCUUCCGCGCGGGAGAUUGGGAAUGGAACUAUUACUGGCGGGAGAACGAGAAUGCCACUUUGUACAUCCAGCUCGUGGAAGGCCUAUUCAUCAAGGAAAUCCUUGGCAGAAUCGAGGCUGUCGCGAACGGCAAGUCUGACCUAGUGUAUAGCCACAACUUCGUCCAUGAUGGCGACAUCGGUCCGGUCCUGGGAGCAUUGGGGAUCGAACAACUGAGAUGGCCAGCCAUGGCUUCCAACAUUGCAUUUGAGAUCUGGGAAACAUCCAACGCCCAAUUCUACGCCCGUGUCCUUUACAGCGGCCACCUCAUCAGGACCGUACACGGCACGCUGGACUGGAUCCCCGUGUCCUCGUUGGUUGACAUUUUGACACCUUUUGUUCCGACGGAUAUUGUUUCACUGUGCAAGGCUUGA
Messenger RNA from Monascus purpureus, 1476 nucleotides. Lineage: Eukaryota; Fungi; Ascomycota; Eurotiomycetes; Eurotiales; Aspergillaceae. The record is from the annotation of a GenBank genome assembly.